UUGCUUCACCUGCUCCACCGCCAGAAUGCGACUGCCAUACCGAAAUAAGAAGGUCACCCUGUGGGUGCUCUUCGGCAUCAUCGUCAUCACCAUGUUCCUAUUCAAAUUCACCGAGCUGCGGCCCACAUGCCUCUUCAAGGUGGACGCCUCCAACGAGCUGUCCUCCCAAAUGGUUCGCGUUGAGAAAUACCUCACAGAUGACAAUCAACGCGUUUAUUCAUACAACCGUGAGAUGCCAUUAAUAUUCAUAGGCGGCGUGCCCAGAUCUGGGACGACUUUGAUGCGCGCCAUGCUGGAUGCCCAUCCCGAUGUGCGCUGCGGGCAGGAAACCCGCGUCAUUCCACGCAUCCUGCAAUUGCGCUCGCACUGGCUGAAGUCCGAGAAGGAGUCGCUCCGCCUGCAGGAGGCCGGCAUCACCAAAGAGGUCAUGAACAGUGCCAUCGCGCAGUUCUGUCUGGAAAUCAUCGCCAAGCACGGCGAGCCGGCGCCGCGCUUAUGCAACAAGGAUCCGCUGACGCUGAAAAUGGGCUCCUAUGUCAUCGAGCUAUUUCCGAACGCUAAAUUCCUAUUCAUGGUGCGCGACGGCCGGGCGACAGUUCAUUCGAUUAUAUCGCGCAAGGUGACAAUCACCGGCUUCGAUUUGAGCAGCUACCGGCAGUGCAUGCAGAAGUGGAACCACGCCAUCGAGGUGAUGCACGAGCAGUGCCGGGACAUCGGCAAGGAGCGGUGCAUGAUGGUCUACUAUGAACAGCUCGUCCUGCAUCCCGAGGAAUGGAUGCGAAAGAUACUGAAAUUCCUGGACGUUCCAUGGAACGAUGCGGUGCUGCACCACGAAGAGUUCAUCAACAAGCCGAACGGCGUGCCCCUGUCCAAGGUGGAACGGUCGUCGGACCAGGUCAUCAAGCCCGUAAAUCUGGAGGCGAUGUCCAAGUGGGUCGGCCAGAUACCCGGCGAUGUGGUACGCGACAUGGCCGACAUAGCGCCCAUGCUGUCCGUGCUCGGCUACGAUCCGUACGCGAAUCCGCCGGACUAUGGUAAGCCAGAUGCAUGGGUGCAGGACAACACGUCGAAGCUAAAGGCCAAUCGAAUGCUGUGGGAGAGUAAGGCCAAGGAAGUGCUGCAGAUGUCGUCCAGCGAGGAUGACGACUCGAAACCGGUCAUCAACAAUAGCAACAACAACAACAAUAAGGAUAACAACAAUAAUCAGUACACAAUCAAUAAAAUUAUACCAGAAGAACACAACAGACAGCAUGUACAGCAGCAACAUCUACAGCAGCAACAUCUGCAACAGCAACAGCAGCAGCAACAUGAGCGACGCGAGGGGGAGAUCGAGGCGGAAAGGGAAGGGGAAACGGAACCGGAUCGAGGACAACAAUUGUUGCAUCAAAAGCCAAAGGAUGUCAUUACGAUAAAGCAGCUGCCAUUAGCCGGCAACAAGAACAACAACAACGAGGACCCCAUGGCGGAUACAUGAUAUCCGCACAUACCCAUAAGACUGCCGCGUGGCAAGCAUUGAACCUGGGAAACUUGGCUGCCGAUAAGGAUAACGAUAAUGAUAACUGUUGCUGCUGGUGGAAAACCAAUUUUAAAUUGUAUUAGCCGAGACAUUUGCAUGCUUGAUAUGUGUAUAUGCAUAUGAUGUAUUUGCAUUAAUGCUUCUUAAAGUUACCAAAAAAAAAAAACACAAAAACAAAACAAAAGUAGUUAAACAUCUACAGAACGUUUCGUGACGAAAAGACUUAAAGUUGCAGGGAGAAAUGCCAAUUUAUAGCCACCCUCCGCCCCUGAAUUCAUAAUAAUUUAAUUUAUGCCUUAAUAUCUCUUAACUGGAUUUACCUUAAUGCGGGCUGGGCGUUGAAUUAUAAAUAAAUUUAUUGUGCAAUGAAAUACUUCAUUUGGCCCAUUUAAAUGGCCAAUUACAAUACCUACUACCUUAAUUACCAGCUAAUCAUAUUCAACUGAUAAGCUACUUAAUUAAACAAUUGCAUCAAUGUAAUUUAGUUAAAGCUGCGACUUAAUGCGAUUUACGUUAUUAUUAUAGCCUUGUUUUUAAUCAAACGGUUGGCAUUCACCCCUUUCCCUCAUAACCUAACAGUCAAGAAACGCACUGUAUGCCUAAAUCUUAAAAAUGUGUUGCGCCAAAAAAUAAAAAAUAAAACCACCAAAAGAAUAUGCAAAAGGAAAAGAAGGCUUUGCAAUGAUGAAGAUGCCGGAAAUCCAAGCAAGCCCUCACCGACCUCCUUUAC
Molecule: messenger RNA, 2246 nt
Organism: Drosophila suzukii
Lineage: Eukaryota; Metazoa; Arthropoda; Insecta; Diptera; Drosophilidae
Gene: Tpst
Product: tyrosylprotein sulfotransferase
Biological process (GO): peptidyl-tyrosine sulfation
Cellular component (GO): Golgi apparatus
Molecular function (GO): protein-tyrosine sulfotransferase activity
Source: RefSeq, a predicted model, not a curated record